UUCCUACGAAAUCAAAUUGAUUAUAAGAAAAAGAAAAAGAAGCAAUCAUUAUAAUUAACUUUUCAUAAGUAAAAUGAUGAUGUAUCCUGCCAUGGUAAAGAAAAAUUUGUGAAACCAUGCGUGAAAAUUGUAAAAAUUAAAAAUGUCUCAUACGUACGAUACGGAAUUACUCGCUGAAGCAGCUGGUGUGAAAAUUGUUAAGACGUCUGUUACAUCGACCAAUAAAAUUAUCUUACAAUUUGACGAUACAAGCGAAUUAUCUACGAGGAACGAUAAAUCUUCAUGUGGAUUUCAUUUGACUAAAUCGAAAUGGGAUCCAUAUCCUUGGGUAGGAUCCGUCGAACAUGAAAGUAUUGCCGAUCGAGCAGGAUUAAGACCAGGCGAUUGUUUACUCGAUGUCGACGGUACGAAUGUAUUGGGUUUAAAAAUGAAGGAUGUUGGAGCUUUGAUAAAUAAUAGAGAAAAUAGAAAAAACGUGAACCUUCGUAUUUGGAGAUACGAAUCGAAUUCUUUAGAAGACGAAGAAACUGGUAUAGCUUUGAGAGGACCACUUCCAGAAGUAGCUACAAAACUUGCUAACGCGUUAUCAGGAACGAUACGAUGUUUAGAAUGUCCAGUUUGUUUAGAGAACGCAAUACCACCAGUUUCACAAUGCGUACAUGGUCAUAUACUUUGUGUCGAUUGUAGACCAAAAGCAACAAGAUGUCCUGUUUGUAGAGUACGACUUGGUCAAGGUCGUUGUCUCAUCGCCGAGAAAAUUCAAAAAGUAAUUCGUGAUAUUUUUCGUACGAAUCAUGAAAUUGAGAACGAUAAUAAAACGACAAACAGGAAUUUAAUAGAACGUUUAUUCGGUAAUCGUUACAAGCCGAACUUAACGAAAACAAAUCCGAAGAAUAUCAAUGUCCCUCCAAAGUCACGACGAUCGUUAUUAAAUAAAUUGUUUCUUGGUGGUUUAGAAAAGGCUGCUUCUACAGAAAAUCUAACAACAGUUUCAAAAGAACAUUGUGAAGGAAUAUCAAUAUUUAGAUCUAAGAAAGCCUAUUGUGAUAUUAAUUUAGAGAAACUGAAUUUAAACGAUCGACCAAAAUCAGCAAGUACCGGUGAACUUUCAAUAGAAAAAUUAAAUCGUCAAAUGAAUAUCAAUCAUUAUAAAUCUAAUCUAGAAUCUAUUAAUAUAACUCGAUCGAUGACACUAAACGUACCAUUAAAUGAAUCAACUUUGAAUGGAUCGACCGAUUCAAUUUAUAAUAUAUAUUUAAGUUGUCCAUUUUUUGAAAAGAAUAAAUGUGAAAGAAUUCUAACGUUAAACACAUUAUUCGAACAUUUACACAUAAAUCACAAUGGUUCUUUAAUACAUUAUAAUGGUGGAAGAAUUAAACUACCUAUUCCACUUCCUUUUGAAGCAAACACCAUUCAUUUAUUACAUUAUGCAGACGAUAUUUAUUUAUUUCAGAUAGAUAACGAUUCAUUAUGGAUGACGAGUAUAUUGGGAAAAAAUAAAAGUUUCGAAUGGAUUUUAUAUGGAUGGGGAAAUAAUGGAACAGAAAUAAGAUGUCGUAGAUUUAUAGCGAACCUUGAACAUCCUAUGAUACUUUCACCUGAAAAUGUUGCGCUAUUACCAAAAGCCCUUGGAAUACAUACGAUCGACAUCCAUAUUGGUGAUUUUGAAAUAAUAAACAAAUCGGAAAUAUGAUAUAAAAAUGAAUGGGAAUAAAUUUAAAAAAAGGUAAAGUAUUCAUAACUUCAGCUUCCUCUUUUUCUUUAUCUCUCUUUGGACAACUACAGACUCUAACCAAUAAUCUACGGCGCCCAAUAACCUUGUACAUAUGAUCUUCUAACGUAAAUACAAGCUCUGUAGGUCUACGAUUCAUGCCCGAUGUACAACUAUUUUUACAAAAGAAUUUAAAAUACAUUUGUACAUAUUGCGAACCGACUUGUGGCGUACGCAACGGUGUAACUAUAGAUAAAUGUUCGUUAUUUUCUUCGUACAUACUUAAUGGAUCUGUACAACGAACAACGUGCUUAAUUAUCCUGGGAUCUAUGUCUUGAUUGCUACGAUUUGAUUGUGCCAUAUGAUUAUGGCAUCUUUGUACUGGAUCAUUUCUGUAUUGAUCCAAACUAAAUACCAUGGAUGUGCGCAAAUAUAAGCCAUCCAAAGGUGGAUCCCAUUUGAAUCGUAAAGGCAGUGUUUGUUCCAUAUUGAUAAAUACUUUUUGAAGAUUUUGAGAGUACUGUACAAAAAAAAAAAAAAAAGAGAAAAUCAUGUAUAAGUACAGAUUUUAAAAUAUUUGACGCAAUUAUCAUAUUCAGAUGUGUUAUGUAUUUUUUACAUUCUAGAAAUUAUACUGCCUUUAAAUUAUAAUAAUUGCAUUUAUCUAUCCUAUCUUUGCUACACACAUCUUUUACAUAAACAAUCUCUUAUGCCCACAAAAGCUUAAAACAGACACAUAUGCUCUAUAAUUCUAUAGCUUCCAAACAAAAUAUCUUACUUUUGUCUUCUUCUCAGUGCUUUGUAAGUUUUGUAAUUGUAUAUCGAAGAUACUGUCUGUGCAAUAGUCAGACUAUUCCAUUUGAGCAUUAUGUAAGCUGCAAUAAAGACUUGAAAAAAAAAUCAUCAUUAUU
This is a messenger RNA of Vespa velutina, 2622 nucleotides long. RefSeq lists its product as uncharacterized. The transcript is spliced from 5 exons. The record is from RefSeq and is a predicted model, not a curated record. Gene Ontology annotation, biological process: proteasome-mediated ubiquitin-dependent protein catabolic process; multicellular organism development. Gene Ontology annotation, molecular function: ubiquitin conjugating enzyme binding; ubiquitin protein ligase activity. The coding region runs from base 143 to 1693 and encodes 516 amino acids. NCBI's taxonomy places the organism in Eukaryota, Metazoa, Arthropoda, Insecta, Hymenoptera, Vespidae. Gene Ontology annotation, cellular component: cytoplasm.